AUGGCUCGCCGCCCGUCGGUGCUCGUCACUAUCACAAGAGUUGUUAGUAAUUGGUGUUUAACUAAAUCCAUGAAGCUUUGGUUUACAUUUGCCUUCGCCACAUCUGUGUGCUACGCUGCGGUAGUGGACGACCUUCUUACGUCUGCUGCUGAAGGUUUCAGCCUCUGGGCAUCCAGCCUAGAAGGUUGGAACUCCGGGGUAGGAUACGACUCGGCUAUGAUCAUGCAGCUCUCAGACUACGAUCCACUCUCAAUGCAGCUUUCACAACUAAAUGAUAGCGUGGCCAACAUGCCUGUACCCCAUGAAGAGGACUACAAGCUUCUGUACACGAGCUUGAACAAUCUCACCGGAGCAGUCACCGAGGCAUUGAGCACCCUUAACCAAAAAGCGGCAGACUUUUAUUCCGUGGGAGCCAACCAGGUCAUUGGUGCUGAUAUCUCCCAAUUUUCUAGUGCCAUUGAGGCCAUUUUCAACCAUGUGGUCGGCUUCCUUCCCGAAAAUGUAGACUGUCAGAUCAAACUCCCAUUGUCAAGGACUUACGACAAUUUGACCAGUGCAUUUAAUAGCGCGGCAACCACCUUCAGCACCCAAGUGAAAAACUUCACUUCCCUGCUUGAUAAUAGUUGCAUUUCGGUUGGCACCACCUCUGGCUCUAAACAUGCCCACUCUAAUGGGUCCUUCUAUCAAGUGGCACCGGUUGGUCUUGCAUUUUUCUUUUCCGCUUUAAUUGCCCUGUUUUAG
This is a messenger RNA of Wickerhamiella sorbophila, 741 nucleotides long. RefSeq lists its product as hypothetical. The coding region runs from base 1 to 741 and encodes 246 amino acids. Lineage: Eukaryota; Fungi; Ascomycota; Dipodascomycetes; Dipodascales; Trichomonascaceae. The transcript has a single exon. The record is from RefSeq and is a predicted model, not a curated record.